Messenger RNA from Sinocyclocheilus rhinocerous, 3879 nucleotides. Its product is annotated as low-density lipoprotein receptor-related protein 6-like. The transcript has 18 exons. Lineage: Eukaryota; Metazoa; Chordata; Actinopteri; Cypriniformes; Cyprinidae. The record is from RefSeq and is a predicted model, not a curated record. Gene Ontology annotation, biological process: nervous system development.
AUGUAUUGGACAGAUUGGGGUGAGGUCCCGAAGAUCGAGCGCGCUGGGAUGGACGGGACGCAUCGCUCGGUCCUCAUCGACUCUGAGAUCUACUGGCCCAACGGCCUGACGCUCGACUACGACCUGCAGAAACUCUACUGGGCCGACGCCAAGUUCAGCUUCAUCCACCGCUGCAACCUGGACGGAUCGGGCAGGGAGGUGGUGGUGAAGGGCUCUCUGCCGCACCCGUUCGCGCUGACGCUGUACGAGGACACGCUCUUCUGGACGGACUGGAACACACACUCCAUCCACGCCUGCCUCAAACACACGGGAGAGAACAGCCACGAGAUCCACACCAACAUCUUCUCACCCAUGGACAUACACGUCUACAGCCAGAAGCGGCAGCCGCUGGGUAAGAGACUUUGUUCAGCAGAAGUGCGUAAUGUACACUGGUUUGGUCUGAGCAUAUACACUCCAGUCUCUCGUACGAAGACCGUCUGUGUUGUGACCUCUGUCCUCUGACCCUGUCCAGGUGCCACUCAGCUGCUGCUUCUGGCGCGGCGCACAGACCUGCGGCGGAUCUCUCUGGACACGCCAGACUUCACCGACAUCGUGCUGCAGACCGACGACAUCCGGCACGCCAUCGCCAUCGACUUCGACCCGGUGGAGGGACACGUCUACUGGACGGACGACGAGGUGCAGGCCAUCCGCAGGUCCCACCUGGACGGGAGCGAGGCUCAGUUCGUGGUGACCUCGCAGGUGAAUCAUCCGGACGGGAUCGCCGUGGACUGGAUCGCACGCAAUCUGUACUGGACCGACACCGGCACGGACCGGAUCGAGGUGACGCGGCUGAACGGAAGCAUGAGGAAGAUCCUGAUCUCGGAGGAGCUGGACGAGCCGAGGGCCAUCGUGCUGGACCCCGCCGCCGGGUACAUGUACUGGACAGACUGGGGUGAAGUGCCGAAGAUCGAGCGGGCGGCUCUGGACGGGACAGAGCGGCUGGUGCUGGUCAACACGUCUCUGGGCUGGCCCAACGGACUAGCGCUCGACUACAGCGAGAGGAAGAUCUACUGGGGAGACGCCAAGACCGACGUCAUCGAGGUGAUGCAGAUGGACGGAUCGGGCCGGCGGGUGUUGGUGGAUGAUAACCUGCCGCACAUCUUCGGUUUCACGCUGCUGGGCGACUACAUCUACUGGACGGACUGGCAGCGGCGCAGCAUCGAGCGCGUGCACAAACACAGCCUGGAGCGCGAGGUGAUCGUCGACCAGCUGCCCGACCUCAUGGGAAUCAAGGCCACAUACGUCCACCAGACCUUCGGUGUGAACCCGUGUGCGCUCGAUAACGGCGGCUGCAGUCACCUGUGUCUCUAUAAGCCGCAGGGCGUGUCGUGCGCGUGUCCCAUCGGUCUGGAGCUCAUGGCCGAUCUGACCUCCUGCAUCGUCCCCGAGGCCUUCCUGCUGUUCUCCCGCCACACGGACAUCAGGCGCAUCUCGCUGGAGACCAACAACAACAACGUGGCCAUUCCACUCACCGGCGUCAAAGAGGCGUCCGCGCUCGACUUCGACGUCACCGACAACCGCAUCUACUGGACAGAUAUAACGCUGAAGGGUCAGAGGGUUUAUCAGCUGGGGGCGAUCGAGACGCUUUGGCUUCACUCUUCAGGACUCGAGCGGCACGCUUGCUCAGGACGCGGUCCCGGUCGCUGUGGUCAUGUGACACGGUCUGCUUGUGUUCCUGUCAGCUUCAUGUACUGGACAGAGUGGGGUGGACGGCCGAAGAUCGACCGCGCGGCCAUGGAUGGUUCUGGACGCAUCACUCUGGUGCCGAACGUGGGCCGUGCGAACGGACUGACCAUCGACUACACCGAGCGGCGGCUGUACUGGACGGACCUGGACACCACGCUGAUCGAGUCCUCCAACAUGCUGGGUCUGGAGCGUGAGGUGAUCGCUGACGAUCUGCCGCAUCCGUUUGGACUCACGCAGUACCAGGACUACAUCUACUGGACCGACUGGAGCCAGCGCAGCAUCGAACGGGCCAACAAGACCAGCGGGCAGAACCGCACCGUCAUACAGGGACAUCUGGACUACGUCAUGGACAUACUGGUGUUCCACUCGUCCAGACAGAGCGGCUGGAACGCCUGCGCCUCCACCAACGGUCACUGCUCGCACCUGUGUCUGGCUGUUCCUGUCAGCAGCUUCGUGUGCGGCUGCCCCGCGCAUUACUCACUCAACUACGACAACAAGACCUGCAGCGCGCCCACAUCCUUCCUGCUGUUCAGUCAGAAGACCGCCAUCAACCGCAUGGUCAUCGACGAGCUGCAGAGCCCCGACAUCAUGCUGCCCAUCCACAGCCUCAGAAACGUGCGCGCCAUCGACUACGACCCGCUCGACCGCCAGCUGUACUGGAUCGACUCCAAGCAGAACGCCAUCCGCCGCGCGCAGGAGGACGGGAACCAGAGCGAGACGGUGGUGUCCGGGUCGAGCCUCGGCCUGCAGCCCUACGACCUCAGCAUCGACGUCUACAGCCGCUUCAUCUACUGGACCAGCGAAGUGACCAACGUCAUCAACGUCACGCGCAUCGACGGGUCACGGGUCGGCGUGGUGCUGCGCGGAGAACACGACAAACCCCGCGCCAUCGUGGUCAAUCCGGAGCGAGGGUACAUGUACUUCACCAAUCUGCAGGAGCGUUCUCCGAAGAUCGAGCGCGCCGCUCUGGACGGGACGGAGCGCGAGGUGCUGUUCUUCAGUAAUCUGGGCAAGCCGGUCGCUCUGGCCGUCGACAACGAGCUGGGAAAACUCUUCUGGGUCGACAUGGACCUGAGGCGCAUCGAGAGCAGCGACCUGUCCGGAGCCAAUCGCAUCGUGAUCGAGGACUCCAACAUCCUGCAGCCGGUGGGUCUGACGGUGUUUGGGAACUUCCUGUACUGGAUCGACCGGCAGCAGCAGAUGAUCGAGCGCAUCGAUAAGAUCACGCGCGAGGGACGCACCAAGAUCCAGGCGCGCAUCGCCUCUCUGAGCGACAUCCACGCCGUCCACGAGCUGCGCAUGGAGGAGUACAAUAAACACCCCUGCACGUCUGAUAACGGCGGCUGCUCGCACAUCUGCAUCGUGAAGGGAGACGGAUCCACGCGCUGCUCGUGUCCGGUUCACCUGGUGCUGCUGCAGGACGAGCUCUCCUGCGGAGGUACCCAUCACACACUCAUGGAGAAUGUGUCGAUAAUGCAGGAGGACAAUAUCGUAAGAGACGCUCUGUUUUCUUCCUCAGACGCGACUGAAGAGCCGUCCUUUCCUCCCACGAACACCAUCGGCUCUAUCGUGGGUGUGCUGAUGCUGCUGUUCGUGGUGGGCGCUGUGUAUUUCGUGUGCCAGCGUGUGCUGUGUCCUCAGAUGAAGGACGACGGCGAGACCAUGACCAAUGACUUCGUGGUGCACGGGCCGCCGCCGGUGCCUCUGGGAUACGUGCCUCACCCCGGCUCUCUGAGCGGCUCGCUGCCAGGCGUGUCUCGUGGGAAGUCGGUCAUCGGCUCGCUGAGCAUCAUGGGAGGCAGCAGCGGUCCUCCGUAUGAUCGAGCACAUGUGACCGGAGCCUCGUCCAGCAGCUCCUCCAGCACCAAGGGUUCAUACUUCCCUCCGAUCCUGAAUCCUCCUCCGUCUCCCGCCACAGUGAGGUCGCAGUAUACGAUGGAGUUCGGUUACUCGUCGAACAGCCCGUCGACGCACCGAUCGUACAGCUACAGGCCGUACAGUUACCGUCACUUCGCCCCUCCGACGACGCCCUGCAGCACAGACGUGUGCGACAGCGACUACACGCCGGGCCGAAGGGCUCCGCACGCGUCCAGCGCCGCCGCCAAGGGCUACACCAGCGACCUGAACUACGACUCGGAGCUUGACUCGUCCUGA